Staurois parvus is the source of this 714-nucleotide messenger RNA. The record is from the annotation of a GenBank genome assembly. NCBI's taxonomy places the organism in Eukaryota, Metazoa, Chordata, Amphibia, Anura, Ranidae.
AUGGCGUCUGCUAAUCUGAGAAAGCUGCUGGAAUGUUCCGGUUGUCUGAACAUUUACACCGAUCCCGUUUUGCUAAAUUGUGGACACAACUACUGCCGAUCCUGUAUUGAUCGUGUGCUGGAUACACAGGAGGGGGCUGGAGGUUAUUCCUGUCCUGAAUGCAGAGAGGAGUUCCAGGAGCGACCUGCACUGCACAAGAAUAUAAUAUUAGGUAACAUAGUUGAGGAUUUCCUGUCUGCUCAGCCAGAUCAAGAGGAACCCGGCAUCUCCUGUACUUACUGUAUUCAUGCUCUUGUGCCUGCUGUUCAGAUCUGUCUGCUGUGUGAAGCUUCUCUGUGCAGUAACCAUUUGAAGGUCCACAGCAAGUCACAAGAACACGUCCUAUCUGACCCCACAACUUCUCCAGAGGAUAGGAAAAGCUCCCUCCAUAAGAAGAUCCUGGAGUAUAACAGCACUGAGAACUCUGAGUCUGUCCGUGUGUCCUGCUGUCUGAUUGCAAUACAUAAAGGUGACCAAGUGGAAUCAAUGAAUGAAAUCUCUGAGAGGACAAAGAAGAUGAAAAAUAUUCUGCAGAAACUGAUGACAAAGAAAGAGGAGAUGGAGAAGAAAGUCCAGAAUCUGCAGGAACAUCAGAGGAAAGUAAAGAAAACAGCAGACAUUGAAAUAAAGAGGGUCAUUGACUUGUUUUUGGAACUCAGGAGACAGCUGGACAAC